Messenger RNA from Siniperca chuatsi (mandarin fish), 3765 nucleotides. RefSeq names its product interleukin 23 receptor (gene il23r). The transcript is spliced from 19 exons. NCBI's taxonomy places the organism in Eukaryota, Metazoa, Chordata, Actinopteri, Centrarchiformes, Sinipercidae. The coding region runs from base 873 to 3578 and encodes 901 amino acids. Gene Ontology annotation, biological process: cytokine-mediated signaling pathway. Gene Ontology annotation, cellular component: signaling receptor complex; external side of plasma membrane. Gene Ontology annotation, molecular function: cytokine receptor activity; cytokine binding. The record is from RefSeq and is a predicted model, not a curated record.
CACACAAAAGAGAUCACUUAAGUCACAUGCAUCUCACAAAGCAAGUCAUCGGAGGAAGACGUAGCCUAACUCUGGCUAAAAACUUGUUGGAUUGUACCUUGAUAAGAAAACCGUGAAGGCACUACAAAGGCACGCAGACAGCAUGAAAUUCUGAGCUACUAUGACUGGAGCUGCCUGUGCUUCUGUAAAUGUUAUCAGACCCAAACAUUCACUUGAAAAGAUGAGAAGUUCAACAGAACAGGAUGUCCUCCUUAUGUUAGCCAGAGCAUCUCCUGUACACAGAUGGCUGAGGGCUAAGCCAACAUUGUUCAACUAGAACAGGACGUUUUGACUAUGGCAACGGCUGCACAUGGAGAUGCUGCGGCCUGUAGCUCCUUCAAACUCAUUCUUGUUUUUCAUGUUUUUUUUUUUGUUCCUCAUAUUUUUGCUUUAUUGCUGAAACAUGUAUUACCUAUGACAGUAGUACAUCAUCAUCGUCGUCAUCAGAAAAGGAAGCCGGGGUUUGGAUUAAAAAGCAGCAGACCUUGAGCCAGAUCAACAGGACCAGGCACCACUGCGGCUGCUGUGAUCGCCCCAGGAGGAGAGGAAAGAGACCCGGAAUAGGGGCUAUGCUGGCCCAGCUUGGACUAAGGCUGCUCCUGGCUAAUGUCUGGUCUGGACGAAAUGGGACUCAGUCUGACCAAACAACGGGAAUCAGAGACUGUCGCGCCCCUGGUCAUUGUACUGACAACAUGGUACCCUUUAGCGCCUUUUAGCGUCUGUGGGAGAGCCUUCAGAAACUUCUUGGUUAGGUAUUAGGAAGUCACGUGACGACUUGUAAGCUGCUGAGUCAUGCUGAGUGGGUUCUAAGAGAUUAAGAAAGAUGAGCUGAGAUGAAUCUCUACUCAACCAUCUGGAGACUCAUUAUUAUACUUCUCAGUUUUUCCAUCAAGCGCUGCCCUCUGCUCCCUGCUGGCUCCCAGCGCUUCAAUGGCCUUGGCUACCUGACAGUAGAACCAGCUCCACUCUUCCUCAUAGGCGCAAACCUGACAGUGUACUGCCACGUCAGAGAAUGUAAACAGGGGUUCAAAAUAUCCCUGGAGCUGAAUGGUAAGAUCGUGGCUCCUUGGAAGAAAGUCAACUGCACCACGAUGAUAUUCAAUCUGUUCAAUGUCAAGAUGCCACAAUCUAUGGUACUCUGCAAGCGGACGAAAGAUCAGCUGACUGAGAUUGUCAAUGGACAGGACUUAUAUGGCGGGCUCCCUCCAGAUAAACCUGAAAAUAUUAUCUGUGAAAUGACAAGGAGCUCAGAUUUUACACACUGCACAUGGGAGAGAGGACAGGAAACAUACCUCCCUACUACCUACAACGUUUCAGUCAACAGAGAAAAUGAGACCCAGAUACUGUUACAUCAGAUCCAGGAUGCUGAAGAAAUCAGCAUACCACGAUCAAUGAUAGAUGAAAACACGCAAUACCAGUUGAUUAUCACUGCUUACAACCACUUUGGAGCAUCGCAGUCGGAUCUAUUCAUCCUCUGUGUAAAGGAUAUAGUGAUACCAGAGACCCCUCGUAUUAUGCAGAUAGAGUUUGGGAAUAACUCCGCAGCAGCCAUGUUGCAUUGGAAAACCUCUGAAUCUUCAGAUCAUCUCAGAUCUGAUGUCAGGCUCCGCGCAGAUAAUGGCUCUUGGGAAGUGGGAGAGGGAACGGAGCUCAGUGAGGGUCUGAUACAAGUGGCCGGCCUGAAGCCUCUGACUGAAUAUGAGUUCCAGAUGAGAACAUGUAACUCAACAUCAGGACUGACACAUAUCAACACGCCCAGCUUCAUGUGCAGGUCGACCUCCAGCAGAAGAUCGUUCUGCAGCAUAUGGAGCCUAUCUGUGAGGGGGAAAAGCCCUGGAAAAGGUCCAUCUCAGCAGUUGCAUGUGUGGAGCAUGUUAGGCAGUCAGGGGGCGAAUGGGUUGCCGAUGGUGACAGUUUUGUGGAAGCCUCCAUCUCCAGAAGAUUACAGUCGUGAGGUGCAACAGUACAAGAUCUUUCUUGGUAAUGGCCAGAAACAGGAAGUGACCUGUCAUGCUGCUUUGAGCCAGUGUUCAGUUCAGGUACCAGCAGAUGUCCAGGCACUGAGCAUCAGUGCUGUCACCUUGUAUGGGACAUCUCCACCAGCGGAUGUGCCACUCAGACACUCAGGUGAUUUUGGACCUGUUUUGAGGAAGUUGGCUCCUGCAGCUAAUGGCAGUGCUGUGUCCGUCUCCUGGUUGUCACCAGGGGACAAAUACUGGUUAACAUCUGGAGGAAAACUGCUGCAUUAUGUGUUAGAAUGGACAAGUGUACCUGUGGCACAGCUGCAGUGGCAAAAACUGGCUAAAGAUCAAAACAACACAUCUGUCACAGGUCUGACUGCAGGUGUGAGGUACAAUAUCUCUCUGUAUGCUGUGACCACCAGAGGUGUUAGUGCUCCAUCAUCCGGUCUGGUCUACUCCAAAGAACAGAAGCCAGUGUCUGGUCCCAAAAUGUCCGCACUGGUCCACAAGGCCAGAUGGAUCUGGAUCCAGUGGGACGAGCUGCCUGUAGACCAGCGGAGAGGCUUCAUCACACACUACACCAUCUAUAUCCAGACACUGGACUCCAGCAACCCAGAACUCAGCGUGACGCUGUCUGGCUCCGGUCCCAGACAGAAGUGGCUGGACUGUCCUGAUGGAGCUCUGGCUCUGCAGCUGACCGCGUCCACCUCAGCAGGAGAAGGGCCGCGGGGGAGCCGGAUAUCCUCUCAGCCUGCAACCCCUGCAGUUGGCCUGGUGAUUGUGCUUGUUUUCAUCAUCACACUCUUUGUAGCGAUCAUAUCCAACCUGAUGUGCUGGAGUUGUGUGAGGGAAAGGAUCAAACUGAAAUGUAUAUCCUGGGGACCUGCCUGGUUUGAUGAAAACUUACCAAAACCAGGAAACAGUCUUGCCAUCAGACUACUCGAGCAGUACGGAAGUGAACCGUCGUUCCCGUCCACCUACAGUGACCCUCCGCUGUCCCCCAUCAGUUUUAUCUCCCAGGACAAGAGGGAAGACGUGUACCCCAACAUCCACAUCGAAAUAUCCCAAGUUGGAUCAGAACGACCCACAGGGGAGACACCUUUGCUAAUGUCAGAUGCUGGGACCAUACUUGUUGACAGCCGGCUGGAAAAUGUCAGCUACAAACCCCAGAUUGCUACGGUGGCUCCAGAAGGAGAUGAGGUGAAGUGGACAGAAGAAGAGCAGAGGGAUGUACCAACAAGUGGAGAGGAAGACAGAUGUUCAAGUGCAUUUGGAGGAUUACUAGGAGGCUUGCUGUCCAGUGUGGAGUUGGAUUUCUCUGAUUCACCUCUGGGGCUGACUCUCAGCUCUGUUAGUGGUGUUUUGUGGCCUAAAACUCCUGAAACAACGAGUGUCUUGGAUGGUGGCCUCUUACUGAGGAGGAGAGGGACUGAGAACAAUGUGGAAGCGGACUCUCCCUCUCUGGAUUUACAACAGGGUGAAACAAUGACUCCUGACACAGCGGACACUUGUUUAUGUCAGUAUACACUUGAGACAACACUGACUGGUGGUUAUUUCCCUCAGGCAGCUACUCUGUGACGCACAGGUGUAGCAGGGACGAACGGAAUGACACAAACAGGACAAUCUGCACUACUAAACUGAUUUUCAAGAAAGCAUUAUUCAAGCACCAUUUCCCUUCUAGCGAUGACCUCAGUGACUUUGUAUAAUCAGAGAAAAUAAUGCUUCAGAUGAUGAAAAACCAAGUAAUAAAUGAAUAUGAAAUGUU